AUGGGGGGCAAGCAGAGCACUACAGGGCGGCCCCGGGGCACGUUUCCAGGGGUGUCCACAGAUGACAGCGCGGUUCCGCCUUCAGCGCACUUUGGUCAUUACCGGUCCAGCGGCACCAUGGGCCUGCGCAGCCGCUCCGUGAGUUCCGUAGCCGGCAUGGGGAUUGACCACAGCGCUUCUGUGCCCUUUGGCUUCUAUCCUCCCAGAGGGACGGACUCAGAGAGAGUCGGAGGGGGGUCUGGCACCACUGCCCCUCACGGUACGGGAUACCAGGACUCUGGGGGCGGAGGGCAUCACACGGACGGGGUGCUUUAUCUGGGGUCCCGGGGGUCGCUGGCAGACACCUUGCCCCUGCACAUCACGCCCCGGUGGUUCAGCGCACACAGCGAUGAACAGGUGAGGCUGUUUUCCUCCAUGUUGUGUGCGAUGGUCGCCCGAGGGACACUGAGGGACAUGGCCGUCUGA
Knipowitschia caucasica is the source of this 465-nucleotide messenger RNA. Lineage: Eukaryota; Metazoa; Chordata; Actinopteri; Gobiiformes; Gobiidae. The record is from the annotation of a GenBank genome assembly.